Messenger RNA from Cuscuta campestris, 1605 nucleotides. Lineage: Eukaryota; Viridiplantae; Streptophyta; Magnoliopsida; Solanales; Convolvulaceae. The record is from the annotation of a GenBank genome assembly.
AAUCUCUUAUACAUUGUAGAUUGAAGCACAUGGACUUCCUCUCACACCUGAAUCAUUGGCUUCUCUCCCUCCUUUUGCCUCAAUUACCUUUAAUGCAGAAGAAGCAGGCAGAGAAGGUCGAAAACCUGAAGUUGCUAAGACUGGAUUGGGAUCAUCAGCAGCUAUGACAACUGCAGUUGUAGCUGCUUUGCUUCAUUAUCUUGGUGUUGUUGAUCUUUCCUCCUUUACCCAUGAACAACGUCAAGAAAAGAAAGAUGUUGAUGCUCUUGACAUUGUACAUGUGAUUGCCCAAACAGCACAUUGUAUUGCACAGGGUAAAGUUGGUAGUGGAUUUGAUGUGAGUUCUGCAGUGUAUGGAAGCCAACGCUAUGUACGGUUUUCACCCGAAGUGCUUUAUCCUGCUCAGAACGCAGGCAUGGCAACUCCACUUACAGAAGUCAUCAGUGAGGUCCUAAAAGCAAAGUGGGACCAUGAGAGGACUAAAUUCUCAUUGCCUCCUUUGAUGACUCUUUUACUAGGAGAGCCAGGAACGGGAGGAUCUUCCACACCAUCAAUGGUAGGUGCUGUAAAGAAAUGGCAGAAGUCAGACCCUCAAAAUUCACAUGAAACAUGGAUGAAGUUACUGAAUGGAAACUCUACCCUUGAAAUACAUCUGAAUGCCUUAUGCAAGUUGGCAGAGAGUGAUUGUACUUCAUACGAGUCUAUUAUCAACAACUGCAGCACGCUCCCAGCCGGAAAGUGGAGGGAGGCAGUUAGUGGGCCACAUCAAGCAGAAGUCGUGAAGGAUUUGAUGGGAGCUCGGGAUGCAAUGCUUGGUAUCAGGUAUCACAUGCGUAAAAUGGGCGAGGCUGCAGGAAUCCCAAUAGAACCAGAAACACAGACUCAGCUUCUGGAUGAAACGAUGAGUAUGGAGGGAGUUGUGUUGGCUGGUGUGCCCGGUGCUGGUGGUUUUGAUGCGGUCUUUGCUGUUACAUUAGGCUCAUCAUCAUCUUCAUCAAGCAACAAUCUCAUGAGAGUGUGGAGUUCACACAAUGUGCUCCCUCUCCUUGUCAGGGAAGACCCUCGCGGUGUUUCCUUGGAGACCCAUGGUGACCCCAGAACACGACAAGUCACUUCCGAGGUUUCUUCCAUCAAGAUUGAUGAUUGAAUUACCACAUCAAAGAACUUCAGCACAUCAAAGGUAGCUUCUUUUGAGUCUUUAAGAUAAAACUGCAAUUUUGUGUUGUAACAUUGUUGUCAUUUAUUUGUGUUUCCCCCAAAUUUUAUCUGCUCAACCAAUAAAAUAUGUACCAAUUUUUAUUUCAGUAAAUGAAAGCAAAUUGUAACUGUUUUACAACAUUCAUCGUCAAGUUUGUUCUGAAGGAGGAACAGUUUCCUGGGAUAUACCAAGUACAGAGAGAGAUGUAUUUUAAGCUGGAGUGUGUGUACGCAGUACUAUAAUUGAUACACCAUUUUGUUCAUAUAUACUCUGCAUCAACAAGAAAAUUUAUGUCGGAAAUUUGUUGAAUAAUAUGGCUCAAGUGAUCAACAUAUUCUUCAUUAAUACUUGGUAAUAUGUUAAUUGGGUGUUGUGUAGUUAUAUUAAAAUAAUCUUAAGAGAUGAAU